AUGGGUAGCCCCGCGCAGAUGGAAAAGAAAUGCAAGCUAAUGAUCAAAGGAGCUUGCAAUGGAGCCGGUGACCAGGUGGAUUAUUGUGAGAACUGUGCUGCACUAGAGCAAGAGAAGAAAUCCCUCAAGAGUGACAUCGAUCACCUCCAGGAGGAAAAUGCGAGACUAAAAGCCAUUGUGGACUAUGUGACUUCACAAAGAGAUGUAGUUGAUGAACUGACGAUUGCGGUCCAGGACCUAAAGAACCUUCGUGAAGAGAUGGAGGACGCUCGGGUGCAGAGAGCGCCUGAAAACCCUGGAGCCCAGGCAGAGGGCAACGAAGACGAAGAAGAUUUGGGGGGCAUCAAGGUCAGCAGGGCUUUGCUGCUCCUUCUAGACAUGGGUCCCACAAAAUCACCAACAGUUUAUGCCCGGGAGCUUCUAAGGUUGGUCUUCAGCUCGGAAGAGCUUGUCGGAAAAUCAAUCACGGGCAAGCAGUCCAACGCACACAAGGACAAGCCGGCCAAGCCACAGCUUGACCCAGUCCGGGUAAAUGCUUUGAUAAGUUACACCUGCAAGAAGUUCAAGCUUCUCAAAGAAGGGCCAGUGAGGACGUCCUUGUCCUCGUUGCUAAACAAGGAGGCAAACAAGGAAAAACCUUGUGAAUAA
Molecule: messenger RNA, 648 nt
Organism: Ixodes scapularis (black-legged tick)
Lineage: Eukaryota; Metazoa; Arthropoda; Arachnida; Ixodida; Ixodidae
Exons: 6
Coding region: 1-648 (215 amino acids)
Molecular function (GO): DNA binding
Source: RefSeq, a predicted model, not a curated record